Trichomonas vaginalis G3 is the source of this 572-nucleotide messenger RNA. Its product is annotated as organellar and viral DNA polymerase type B. The record is from RefSeq and is a predicted model, not a curated record. The transcript has a single exon. The annotation marks the transcript as partial. NCBI's taxonomy places the organism in Eukaryota, Parabasalia, Trichomonadida, Trichomonadidae.
AUGAUUUCAACAAUCGGCACAACAACAAUUCAAGCCACGAACGGCGGGACUCUGUCCACAACUACGGCACCAAAUUCAUUAAUCAUGAAUCCUACGUCAAUGUUGGUAGAGAUGAAAAACUUCAUUCCUUCUUCAUAUACUUUUGAAACAGAAAUACAAAGAAUAAAGCAAGAACUUUUAACAAGUAAUUUAGACUGUAGUGCAAAAGAUGAAACAAAUGGAGAGGAGCUAUAUGAAAUGCAAGAUAUCAUAGACCAUUUGCCUAAAUUACCGGAAGUUCAGCAACAAAAACUAACUAUUCCUGAAUUCGAUGAAAUUGAAGUUAAAGUUACUGAUUCAGUAGAAAUAAAGAAGUUCAUACGUAAAGUAAAUUAUGAAUUCCUUGGUUUUCAUUGCAACCAUAAAGUUAUGAACAAAGAUUGCGACAUGGUUUAUAAAAACAUUUCUGACAUAUAUAAAUCUGAGGAGUUUAAGACUUACGAUAACUUUGUUUCAUUAGCUGCUGAAUGUGUGUGGCAGAUAAGAGAUAAAGACAGAAGAGGCAAAGUAUGGAACAAACAGAUAAAACCAAC